This is a messenger RNA of Miscanthus lutarioriparius, 699 nucleotides long. The record is from the annotation of a GenBank genome assembly. NCBI's taxonomy places the organism in Eukaryota, Viridiplantae, Streptophyta, Magnoliopsida, Poales, Poaceae.
AUGGAGACACUGCCAAGUUACGCCGAAGACAUAUACGGCGGAGAUUCGCCGUCCAUCUCGAUGUUGUCGGAGGUCGCUGCUGCCAGAAAGAUCACCAUUGUAGGUGGAUCCAUACCUGAGAAGGCGUCUGGGAAGGUGUUCAACACCUGCUGUGUCAUCGGACCAGAUGGACAGAUAUUGGCCGAGCAUAGGAAAAUUGACAUCCCAGGAGACAUCACGCUGAAGGAAUCUGAUACAUUCACAGAUGUUGGACGGAUUGGCAUAGGAAUAUGCCAUGAUAUCCGGUUUCCAGAGCUUGCAAUGCUGUACAGAUCAAAAGGUGCGCACCUGAUAUGCUAUCCUUCUGCAUUCAACAUGAGCACCGGGGAGCUCCUGUGGGACCUCAUGCAGAAGUCCAGGGCUGUUGACAAUCAGUUAUUUGUAGCAACCUGCUCACCGGCGCGAGACCCUAACGCGAACUCGGACUACAUGAUAAGGGGCCAUUCGAGCCUCAUCGGACCAUUUGGUGAAGUGCUUGCGGCAGCUGGGCACGAGGAAGCGACCGUCAUCGGCGGGAUGGACCUCUCUACGAUACAGUCUACAAGGGAGAACCUCCCGUUGGAGAUGCAGAGCAGAGGAGACCUCUACCGAUUGGUUGACGUUCUGGUCAAUGACUCGAUGAAAUCGCGCUCUGAUCUGUGCCGCGAGAUGCCUGCCUAG